CCCACGCCAGAGGUUAAAUGGUAAAUUACGAGCUCUCAAAAUACAACAUCAAUCACUCCACAGCCAAUGUGAGAUUGUAAUUCAUGACCUUACUUCACCAAAAACUUAAAAUCAAUUGACUAAAAGUUUUUUAUCUGCAAACGAUGAGAGUUUUCUUCUUCAAGUCAAGUGUUAUAUCAGCGGGCAAGACGUCCCAUGAGUUUUGAGGAAGCAGGCAACUGUAAACAGAGAUUGAAUCAUGAAGAAAGUCUUGGCGUUUUUCCUUGUAUUUCUGCUAACAUUGAUAUCAACAAGUACAGAUGCUGUUAUUGUGUCUCCGAACAAUUCUGAGGGUAGACUAAUGGAGUAUAUAUUUGCCAACUACAGUUCAGAUAUCCGUCCAGUAGCUAACAACCAUGACCCCGUGGUGGUACGUUUUGGCAUUAUGCUCAACCAGAUCAUCGAUGUGGAUGUCGUCAAUCAAAUUAUGAUUGUCAAUGUAUGGAUCAGAAUGUUCUGGAAGAAUGAGAUGUUCAAAUGGAAUCCCGAAGAAUUCGGAGGAUUAAAAUCGAUAAAUGUUGAACCUUCUAAGGUGUGGGUCCCAGACAUUACACUGUACAACAGUGCAUCCAAGUCAGGAAUGAUUGACUCUUUAUACAAAAGGAUUACCUCCAAGAUCAUCAUCUCAUCUACUGGAGACAUAACGUGGCUCUCUCCAGCCAUCCUCACCACGGCAUGUAGCGUUGAUAUCCUUAACUUCCCGUUCGAUUCACAAAAAUGCCUUUUGGAGUUUGGAUCAUGGACGUACAAUGGCUUGAAAAUCGAUAUUCAACUUCACCAAGACAAAGUCGAUCUCUCAGACUACAAGAGUAACAAAGAAUGGCACUUGGAAGACGCCCCUGCAGAGAGAAUCGUUAUAAAGUAUUUAUGCUGCCCAGAGCCUUACCCAACUCUGAAGUUUUAUCUUCUCAUAAAAAGAAGAGCAAUGUUUUACAUUUUUAACUUGAUCAUACCAUGUGGGAUGAUCACACUUUUGUCGUUUUUUUCUUUCAUCCUACCACCGAAUUCCGGUGAGCGAGUGUCUUUCGUGAUAACUGUCAUGUUGUCUUUAAGCGUGUAUAUGCUGCUGGUAACAGAGAAGAUGCCACAAGCCGCAGAAACACCCUUAGCAUCCGAGUUCUUCAUGGCCAUGUUGGUCCUUGUUGCGGUCUCUUUGGUUGUCACUUGUUUCGUUAUCAGAUUCCACAGCAAAAAAACGCCAUUUCCUCCAAUUCUUCGAAAAAUCUUCAAUGAAAAGCUCGCGAAAAUAUUAUUUAUGAGCGCCCCGAAGAAAAACGAGGUUGACUCCCAAAUCGCUAAGUCCAAAAAGGAUAAGCCUUUCUGUCUUACUAAUGGUGGAUUUCUAAAUGAAGAAGCGGUUCUCAAAAUGACGAGACUUGUCCGGCUUCAUUCAUUACAUCAUUUGGAAAAACCAGAAAAUUACGAAGAAAAUAAUGGAAGCAUAGAACGAAACCGCUCUAAUCCAAAUGAGCGCGUCAAAACAACAGAAGAGUUCGAGAAACUACUUCACGAAGUGAGGUUUAUUUCCAAAAGCUUUCGAGAAAUCGAAACUGAAGAAGAAAAAAGAAGUGAAUGGGCCUUUUUUGCGGACGUAUUGGAUCGUAUUAUUUUUCUAAUUUUACUAUUCGGCAGCGUAAUUGUUUCUGUUGGUAUUUUCUCCAAAAUUCCGCGCAAUUUCGUCAUUGAAUAGCAUCACCUCAGAAAAAGAACUUUUGAUUAAUAGUACUUGAAAACAAGCUCAAAGCUUCACUAUCUCUAAAUUCCCUUGUGUUGUCAUGCAAGUUAAAACAAGAAAAAGACGUCGAACCAGACAAUGUAUUGGAACUAUUUGGUGCCGGUCGCAACAUUUACGACCAGGAGGUCUCGAACUACACAAAUUUGAAGUUAAGUUAUUUAAAAGUGACAUGUCCAAAGUGGUGGUUCAGAUGAUAUGGCAAUGACAGCCACUGCUACUUUAAAAAGGUUAAUAUUCAUUGACACUUACUGAAGAGAGGACCGUUAAUGCAAACACCAGGCUUUUUUGAUUUUUUGAUUUUUUUCAGGUUAUCAUUUCCUGAACUUUCUACUGUUUUAAAUCCUAUAAAAUGAAGCAUUGAAUUCAAAUACUACACUGAGUGAUUAAACUAAAACCUCAUGAUAGUUUUGAUUCAUCAGCUCAGCUUUUUAAUUAUAAAUUAACUAGCCAAGCUUUCGAGCAUCUUGCUCUUCAUCAGGGUAAACGGUUGUGACUUAACUUGGCUUAACUUAGCUUGAUUUAUAAUUAAGAAGCUGAUGAAUCAAAACUACCAUGAAUCUCCACUCGUCUUACAAACACUUAUUGAAAAUAAACGUAUUUCCAAAAUCACAGUA
Messenger RNA from Actinia tenebrosa (Australian red waratah sea anemone), 2388 nucleotides. RefSeq names its product neuronal acetylcholine receptor subunit alpha-3. Gene Ontology annotation, biological process: monoatomic ion transmembrane transport. Gene Ontology annotation, molecular function: acetylcholine-gated monoatomic cation-selective channel activity; transmembrane signaling receptor activity. The record is from RefSeq and is a predicted model, not a curated record. Lineage: Eukaryota; Metazoa; Cnidaria; Anthozoa; Actiniaria; Actiniidae. Gene Ontology annotation, cellular component: postsynaptic membrane.